AUGCAGCUUAUCAGCCUUCUCUACGGGGAUGGAUUCCACAUCUUCAAGCCAGAUGUUCCUGCAGACCAUGAUGGGUACGACCUCGGAAUUCUCAUGAAGCAUCAUAGAUGCUUCGGGCCAUUCCCAGAAUCGUACGAAGAGAUCGCGGAUCAGCAACGACUGGCAGUCCUUGUUUGGGUCAUGCAGAACAGCCCUCCCGAGACACUGCGGCCAUUUCAUCUGACCACUACCAAAGAGAUUUGUCAGGAAGAUAAGCAUUUUGUGCUAAGAGCAAUGAAGCUGGAUCCUCGGGAUAGGCCGUCAGCAUGGCAGCUUUUGGAAGAUGGGUGGCUUCAGUCUUAA
This is a messenger RNA of Aspergillus udagawae, 342 nucleotides long. Its product is annotated as putative serine/threonine protein kinase. NCBI's taxonomy places the organism in Eukaryota, Fungi, Ascomycota, Eurotiomycetes, Eurotiales, Aspergillaceae. The transcript has a single exon. The coding region runs from base 1 to 342 and encodes 113 amino acids. The record is from RefSeq and is a predicted model, not a curated record.